AGAUAUGUCGUUUCAACUGCAAGACCUCGUAAGUGACAAAUAUUAAAGAUAGGGAAAGAGGAAGAAUCUGCACUGCAAAUCUUUAAAACCCUAACCCUAGUUUGAAUUUCCUCACACGGAUGCCCCACUCUCUGCAAUUCUUCUUCCCUGUAUAUUCUUUCAAACCUUCUACAAGGAGCUCAAGCAGGAGUGGUUCCAAUGCUCGACUUCUCUGCUCCUCUGAACAAUCCAAUGCUCGAGGAGGAGGAGCAGAAGAAGAGGUUCGUGAGAGAAGAGUUCAAGGGCCAACGGAUGUGGUUUUGGUAGAGAGAUAUGGCAAUGGUACUGCAAAGAGGUAUGUGCUGGGCAGUGAUUCCCGAAUACAGACUUUCUUGGAGGAGCAUGAACCUGUUAAAAAUGAGUUACAAGAAUCACAACCCUCUGAUGCGGAGUUAUCAUGGCUUCCUCAUGUCCUAAAGGAUUUUAUCUUACCUGCAGGAUUUCCAGAAUCAGUUUCAGAUGAUUACUUGGAAUACAUGCUAUUGCAGUUCCCAACAAAUGUUACUGGUUGGAUCUGCCACACAUUAGUGACAUCAAGUCUCCUAAAGGCUGUAGGUGUAGGAUCUUUUUCAGGAACCACUGCUGCUGCCUCUGCUGCUGCCAUCAGAUGGGUGUCAAAAGAUGGAAUCGGUGCCAUUGGACGCCUAUUCAUUGGUGGGCGGUAUGGAAAUCUCUUUGAUGAUGACCCAAAACAGUGGCGCAUGUAUGCAGACUUCAUUGGAAGUGCUGGAAGUAUCUUUGAGCUCAGUACACAAUUGUAUCCAGCAUAUUUCCUUCCUCUUGCAUCUCUUGGAAACCUUGCCAAGGCUGUAGCAAGAGGACUCAAAGACCCUUCAUUUCGUGUUAUUCAAAAUCAUUUUGCCAUUGCAGGAAAUCUAGGAGAGGUUGCAGCAAAGGAGGAAGUUUGGGAAGUGGCAGCUCAACUGCUUGGUCUUGCUAUUGGAAUAUUGGUCUUGGAUACACCUGGCUUUGUAACAUCAUAUUCUACAUUGGCAUUAACAUGGUUGAGCAUUAGACUGCUGCACCUUUGGUUACGUUACCAGUCACUUACCACUCUAAGAUUUAACACAAUAAAUCUCAAGCGAGCUCGUAUGCUUGUAAAUUCACACAUUCUGCAUUCCACUGUUCCAGGAUAUAUUGAAUGUAAUAGGAAGGAAAAUAUUUUAUCCUGGCAAAGAUUCAUGAAGCCACACAUUACCUUUGGUGUUUCUUUGGAGGAAAUGCUUGGUGGGGAGAGAUCUAGUUACAUGGCCAAGGCCCUUUUGAAGUUAUAUGCAAGGGAGAAAUAUAUUCUUGCCAUGAACCAAAACCAACAGAGAGACAUUGAGGUUUUUGUAUCAUUCAAGGUUGGAGCCACAAGUCUAUCAGUCUUGAGAAGCAUAUGGCAGACAUAUUGGCUCUGUGAGCACUUGCGUGCAUCAGGUGAUGCAUUUCAUCAGCUUGAGCAAAGUCUCCUGGCGUUGGAACAGAGGUUUGAAAAUUUCCUUAAACAGUUGGAGGGAGCCGGAUGGGAUGUCCACCACAUAAAACUUAAAGUUCCUAGGGAACUGCUCAUUGAAGAAGUGGGUUCCACUGAAUUCUCCAUUAACCAUUGAUUGGACUAUGUUUUCCAUUCUUUGAAUGAUCUUGUCUCCCAUACAACCCCAGAGUACGGUUGGUAGA
This is a messenger RNA of Nelumbo nucifera (sacred lotus), 1701 nucleotides long. RefSeq names its product root UVB sensitive protein (Protein of unknown function, DUF647) (gene RUS5). Lineage: Eukaryota; Viridiplantae; Streptophyta; Magnoliopsida; Proteales; Nelumbonaceae. The record is from RefSeq and is a predicted model, not a curated record.